UUCUCUCUGUAUUGAACAGGAUGGACACCAAUUCCAGAAGGAUACCCUCACAGUGUCUCCUUUCUUCGACCAUAUCUUUCGAAUUCUGUUGGUUCUACUUCGAGGCUAUGCUCAUGCAGCUCAGCCUCCGCCAACGGCACAUGAGGGGCUUGGGAUCCUGCAGCCUCGUUUCCGGCGCGUCUUCACCUAUUCAUCCCAAGCGAUGACGUUCUCGCUCGCUCUUCUUUCGACCUUACCUCCGGCGACAUCCGCCUUCGCAGCAGAUUCACCUGACUGAACUAAUGCCCCGAAGUCUUGCGCGCUAGUAUCUCUCGUCAUGAGCUUCGGUAUUAGCAUAGGUGAUAUACUAAAGCUGUGUGAGCUCGCUUCACGCGUCUACAAGAAUUGUCGCGAUUGCACCGGCGAGUACAAGACUCUUACUACGGAAGCGCGAAACCUCACGAACCUUCUCGAGGAUAUCAGCGAUAAAUAUCACACCAUUCCGGACGUCAGGAAGCAACAGCUUGUGGACGCAUACGAGACAUGCGUAAAUGUAUUACAAGAGCUAGACAAGACACUGGUGCAUUACAAUAGCCUAGAUACAAAAAGCAAGCGGGCAUGGGACAGGCUGAAAUGGGAUCCAGAUCGAUCGCGGACGUUGCGAGAGCGCCUGACUUCAAGCGUCGUCAUGGUCAACGGCUUCUACAGUUCUUUGAUCCAUGACAGCCAAGUGCAAAUCCUCGAAGCGCUAGGGAGACUAGAGAGAGACUAUAGAGGAGGUCAUCGAGAAGAGAGCAUAUUGUCGUUGCAGAGGAUUGCGUCGGGCCCCAUAGAGGAAGAAGACGAUGAAGACGAAGAUGCAGCAUGGGAUCAAAUUAUUCGAGACCUUGAAGACGUUGGAGUCACACACCGGGAUGCGCUCGAGUACAGGGACUUCAUCAUAGAUUGGUUUGUGAGAGCCGUCAAUGAGGGAAGGUUGAUGGAAGAGCGCCCUGGAACACAAACCUUCGAUAUGAUGCCGCAAGAAUUGGGAAACGCACUUCCUGCUGCGGUUUCAAGAGAUGCGCAACAAAUUCCUCGAUGGGAGAUGCCUAGCUCUUUUCAAGCCAGCCCGGAUAAUGGCCUAGAGUCGCUCCUAAAUCAGCCUGCAGGCUCUGGAUUAACCAGAGCCGACCGGCAACAUCAACGUUCUUUUUCGACACCCGUUCCAGUCGAGAGCUCUUCGACGCCCUACGGUCGUCCCGAACGUGUCGUCAAUAGGGCAUCGCUGCCCCCUGGGGCCAGCCAAUUGUCGCAAGGUAUAGGUACUCCAGCGGCUUCAACCACCAGUGCCCAAGCCCGGAUACCACCUGUCUACAACUCUGAGGGCAAUGUGGGGGUUCGGCAUACAUUGCCAUUGGGCGCUAUUACCGUGCCCACGCAGCCGACAACCAUUCCAGUUCAUGUAGGCCAAGGCACACCGAUAGAAGACAGUCUAGUCUCGACAGCGCAACGUAUUACGGCAGCGUGGCUAGAGAGAGACUGGGCUAACGCAGCUUUCUAUCUCGAAGAACAACUCGCCGCAGUGGAGCGCGGAGAAACCACGACGGUCAACGGCAACACCAGCCAGCCCGACCGGCGCCUUCUACGACACCUGAUUGGGAUAUGCGCUUCCUAUUCCGGAGACUUCUUGAAGGCCAAGAACGUCUUCGAAAGCGUGUUCAAUGGGAUCUACCUGAACGGUGCCAACUUGGAUAGUGGGGAUAUUUCCGCAGCCCGCUGGCUAGGCGAUGUUUGCUUGCACCUCCAUGAGCCAUACAAUACGGCUCUCGCAUGGAGCGUGGCCCUCAAGGGUCUGAUUGCCCGAUAUGGAGCAACGCGAGAUAUUACUCUUACCGUCUGUGAUGAGCUCGACACACUCGAUCUUUGGCUGCAUUCCGUGCGAGAUCUCGAGGAAUCCUUUCGGUUGAAUAUCGACCCUUCAGAUGUUUUCAUGCAUACACAUCUGAUGGAGAAAUAUAGCCUCAUCGCAUCUCUUAAGGGUCGCCUAGAGCACAACACACACCGCACUAGCCCUGCGUUUAUCCGCUGGGGACGCCCUACGACUGCAUGGGCCGUUCCGGAGGAGAUGCUCACGCGGCGGCUUACGGACAUGAGCUCUUGGCCGUUGCAGUGGGACGCCACUUUUGCGGCGGCCGGUGCGAUCAAAUCAGAACAGCUCAUGUCAGGCGCGAAUUGCAAUGGCCCGGUACCGCCUCUGAGUACCAUAUCACUGCCAUCCGUGGGCUACAUGCGUACAAAACAAUUGCACUACCUAACGAAAAGAAGCCAGACGUGGCUUGUGGAAACCGUCAAAUCUGGCCUUCAGGACCGAGGCAUUGAACAUAGAGAGGAAGGAGCAAUGCUCAUUUGCCGCUUCAACCAGCGGCGGCAUGGUUUCGCAUUCACAGAAGGCAUCAACAUAAAGUUCAAGAGAAUCCAAUUCCGCAGCAUGGUCGGCCUAAAGAUCACUGAAGGGGAGUGGGUGACUAGGACUCUCCCAACGCCCCGUGGCCUCCAAGGGCGUACGGUUCCACGGGGCAUAGAAGAUUUUAUAAAGAUUGUCAGGGACAUUCUUGAUAAAGCAGAGACGGAAGAGCGUGGAAACAACAUCCUUGCGAAGAAUUUGACGCUCGACACGCCGGAUCUGUCCUUGGUCUCAUCGAUGCCGCGCAGAUGAUCGGGGAGACAACGGUUGUAUUUUUCUUAUGCAUGGCUGCCUCAAAUCCGGCGCAACUAGAGAAUCGACAUGCAUAUGACGUUUGCUCUCCCGAAGCAUGGACCAACACAAUAGAAGGACCGCUACGAUUCCAAGGGCAACACAUUGUGACAACCAAGGUUGUCCUGUCUAUUCUAAAUUACCCUCACUCCAGUCAUUCUCGGCUCACGUUCCUGC
This is a messenger RNA of Trematosphaeria pertusa, 2893 nucleotides long. RefSeq lists its product as uncharacterized. NCBI's taxonomy places the organism in Eukaryota, Fungi, Ascomycota, Dothideomycetes, Pleosporales, Trematosphaeriaceae. The coding region runs from base 317 to 2677 and encodes 786 amino acids. The transcript is spliced from 2 exons. The record is from RefSeq and is a predicted model, not a curated record.